GCCGCCGGAGCUUCUCCCGCGGUGGCGGCGGUGGUGACGGUUGGCGGCGGAGCUCGGCCCGGCUCAGCGGCGGCGGCGGCGGGAGCGACCUGGGUUUCGGCGGGUCCCGCUGCCGAGAUGGCCAAUAUCGCGGUGCAGCGGAUCAAGCGGGAGUUCAAAGAAGUGCUGAAGAGCGAGGAGACGAACAAAAAUCAAAUUAAAGUAGACCUUGUAGAUGAAAAUUUUACAGAACUAAGAGGAGAAAUAGCAGGGCCUCCAGACACACCAUAUGAAGGAGGAAGAUAUCAAUUAGAAAUAAAAAUUCCAGAAACGUAUCCUUUUAAUCCCCCCAAGGUGCGGUUUAUCACCAAAAUUUGGCAUCCUAAUAUUAGCUCAGUCACCGGAGCUAUCUGUUUGGAUAUCCUAAAAGAUCAGUGGGCCGCAGCGAUGACUUUAAGAACAGUGUUGUUAUCCUUACAAGCCCUCUUGGCAGCUGCUGAACCCGAUGACCCACAAGAUGCAGUUGUGGCAAAUCAGUACAAACAGAAUUCAGAAAUGUUUAAACAGACAGCUCGACUUUGGGCGCACGUUUAUGCUGGAGCACCAGUUUCUAGUCCGGAAUAUACCAAGAAGAUAGAAAAUCUUUGUGCUAUGGGAUUUGAUAGGAAUGCAGUAAUAGUGGCCUUGUCAUCAAAAUCAUGGGACGUAGAAAGAGCAACAGAGCUACUCCUGAGUAACUGAACCCCGUGUGCAGAAACUGCCUCAGUGUAGCCCAGCCUGCCUCUUCUUGAGGAACGUCACAUCAUCUCUUCUUUUUAGGUUUCAAUAUAGAUUCUCUUUUAAAACUGGCGUUCUUUGCCUGAUGCUAUCUAGGCCCUGUUGGAGACUGAAAACAAAACAAAACUAAAAAACAAAAUCAAAACUGCUUUGUAAAUAAAGCUAAUUAAACAUCUG
Pantherophis guttatus is the source of this 933-nucleotide messenger RNA. RefSeq names its product ubiquitin conjugating enzyme E2 K (gene UBE2K). The record is from RefSeq and is a predicted model, not a curated record. Gene Ontology annotation, molecular function: protein binding. Lineage: Eukaryota; Metazoa; Chordata; Lepidosauria; Squamata; Colubridae.